This is a messenger RNA of Trichomonas vaginalis G3, 531 nucleotides long. RefSeq names its product RNA polymerase II transcription regulator recruiting protein. Gene Ontology annotation, biological process: regulation of DNA-templated transcription. The record is from RefSeq and is a predicted model, not a curated record. Gene Ontology annotation, cellular component: nucleus. Bases 1 to 531 code for a protein of 176 amino acids. The transcript has a single exon. Gene Ontology annotation, molecular function: RNA polymerase II cis-regulatory region sequence-specific DNA binding; DNA-binding transcription factor activity, RNA polymerase II-specific. NCBI's taxonomy places the organism in Eukaryota, Parabasalia, Trichomonadida, Trichomonadidae.
AUGAUUCUUACCAACCUUAGCAAGAGAAGUUUAGGCUCUAUUGGAAAGCCACAUCCAAAAACACAAUUUACAUCCAAAGAGGAUCAGCAACUGAUGUCGCUUGUUCAGAUUUACGGAGAUAAUAAUUGGGAAGUUAUUGCUCAAUUAAUGGAAGGCCGUAAUGUUAGACAGUGCCGUGAAAGGUACACAAAAUACCUCUCUCCAGACAUAAAUAGAGAUCCUUGGAGUCGUGAAGAAGAUAAUUUGCUGAUUGAAAAGCAUAAUCAAUUUGGUCCAAAGUGGGUCAAAAUAUCCAAAUUCUUCAAUAAGAGAACAGAUGCGGCUAUCAAAAAUCGAUGGAACAUUCUUCUUCGUCAGCUUCCUAUCAGGCCAGAUUCUCCUAGCUCGGAGCCUGAACCAGAACAGCAUGAAAACGAAUUAGAAAUUGCAACACCAGAAAUUAUUAGCGAGAAGGAUCAGCUCUUUUAUGUGUUUGAAAGGUUUGCGCAAAAUUUUUAUAUGUGCGAAGAAAAUGCUUUUGAUUCAUGGUGA